Oncorhynchus mykiss (rainbow trout) is the source of this 1360-nucleotide messenger RNA. The record is from RefSeq and is a predicted model, not a curated record. NCBI's taxonomy places the organism in Eukaryota, Metazoa, Chordata, Actinopteri, Salmoniformes, Salmonidae.
AUGAAGCAAGUGAUUCCUUACUUAAAUCCCCUUGGUGAGGAGUACCCCCUGGGCAUAUCACAUCCUCCAGUGUGCCAGCUGGGCAGAACCUCCCACAUAAACAAAAGGAUGGACACAAUCGUCCCUCUGAACAUCUCAGGCUGUCCUACUUGUCUGGCCCAGUUGUUCUCCUGCAGUGCCAGCGGGGCAAGAGCUCCAGAGUGCCUCUGCGGAGACCGUACAACCUUCCAGAAGGACAACCAUCUCAGACUUCUGCUGAAAGAUUCAGUAACCUGUACCGACCUGCAGAAACAGCGUGAAGUCAUCCAUGCAGCAGUUGGAGAAUCUUUAGUGUUGAACUGCACCUACAACUGCUCCUCUGGAUUUGUCCGUGGACACUGGGUCAAACUCCCAGACUGUCCUCAUUGUCCUAGGCCAAGGGAAACAAAAAAUGUCACAAAGAAUGGUGACCUCUGCACACUACCAUUGUAUUUUCCACAUCUGUCCAGGGAAGAUUUUCAGUACAACUAUACCUGCUUUUCUGAAGAUCAUGAAAGUGAACAGUUCCCAAGCAAGAUAGAGUGUCUGGUAUCACUGCAGGCACAAGCUCGACCUAGUGCCUCGGACACAACGGACACUACUGAUGAAUCGAUGACAACGUUGGGUAACCACGAGGACUCAAUAAUAGAUCACGAGAAAUUCACAGGCGUCAAGGUGUUGGCAACAGUGACCGUUAUUGUGGCUGCGGUGUCGGCAGCCGUGGCUGUCUCCUUAUGUAUGAGCCGCAAUCGAUAUUGCAAAGGAAAACCUGCUGUUAUCUGUACAGGAUAUGUUUUUUUUUCUUCAUACAAUGUGCACAACAUCAAGAGAAGGAUCAGGUGCAUGCUCAACCAAUUGUGAGAGGGUGGCACUGCGAAUAACUCCGGCUGAUUGCCAGAGUGAUCAUGAGGUUCCUUACGCUGACAUCAUGAUUACUAUGCGAGGGGCCAGCACACCAGAGCUCACACAGAUCUCCUACCUGGCUCCGGGGGACCAUAGAGAGAGGUGGAGAGAAGAGGCAGGCCCUGGCCCCAGCACCGGCCCUGAAGCUAGAUCCCACCUGCAGGCCUCCCGCUCAGCUGACAGACUGCAUGUUCAGCCCCGAGAAGUCUCAAGGAAGAUGAGCAAAACUCUGAGUAUGCUGUUAUCACCUACUCUUAACCAGUGGGGAUGGAGAAAGGGUAAAAGAGUGAACAAGAGAGAGCAAGUGAGACAUGACCAUCACUGUACUCAUGUUAAUAUUCCCUGGCUUUGUUUGCUUUUUUUUUUUUACUGUAGCAAGUUGUAUCUAUAACCGUAUAAAAAGUUAAAUGAACUGUCAUCCAAUAAAGUCAUACUUUUG